CAAAAGAGCUGAGAUGAAAUCUAGAGCCUGCCGAAAUGAGGUGAAGGUACAUGCGGGGUCUCAGAGGAGCAUACGCGGUGUACACCUAGUCUUGUUAUCGGAUGAACAGUUAAUCCCAGAAGAUAUUCUGCAUGGAUACUUUAAUUUUAUUUAUAAUUUACCCAAAUGCCGUCGUUUCCUGUAAUUAAAUCUCCAACUCCAAACCUCUCCAAUUGAAGUCAAAUGGAGGCAAGUGUGGGUUUGGUCGCCGGUUCUCAUAAUCGGAAUGAACUAGUAGUUAUCCGUCGAAAUGGGGAUUCCGCUCAGCCUAAACCUUUACAGCCGUUAAGUGGACAGAUAUGCCAUGUAUGUGGAGAUGAUGUAGGUCUAACAGUUGAUGGAGAGCUUUUCGUGGCCUGCAACGAGUGUGCUUUUCCCAUUUGCAGAACUUGCUAUGACUACGAACGUAGAGAAGGAAAUCAAGUCUGUCCUCAGUGCAACACCAGAUUCAGACGUCUCAAGGGUUGUGCGAGAGUUGAAGGUGAUGAAGAAGAAGAUGACAUUGAUGACGUGGAUAACGAGUUUGAUUUCGAUGGAAAUAAAAGACAGGAUAUGCAUGGAGGAGUGGACUCCAUGUUUCAUGGCCGCCUGAGCUACGGCCGUUCUUCUGACGUCGAUAUGCCUCAUGUUGCUCAGUUUCCUCUCCUUACCAAUGGUCAAAUGGAUGAUAAUAUUCCUCCGGUUCAACAUGCUUUGGUCCCUUCUUUCAUGAGAAGUGCCAAAAGGAUCCACCCUCUUCCUUUUUCAAAUUCUGUCCUCCCAGCGCAACCCAGAUUCAUGGAUCCUUCCAAGGACUUGGCUGCUUACGGCUAUGGAAGUGUUGCUUGGAAGGAGACGAUGGAGAAUUGGAAGCAAAAACAGGACAAACUACAAAUGACGAAGAAAGACAAUGGUGACAAAGAUUGGGAAUAUGAUGCCGAUGCUCCUGAUUUUCCGCUCAUGAAUGAGGCGAGACAGCCAUUGUCAAGAAAGCUGCCAAUACCACCCAGCCAAAUCAACCCUUACCGAAUGAUCAUCAUAAUUCGACUUAUAAUUCUUGGGUUCUUCUUCCAUUAUCGUGUUAUGCACCCUGUGAACGGCGCAUAUGGACUGUGGCUUGUAUCGGUUAUUUGUGAGUUUUGGUUUGCUGUUUCUUGGAUUCUAGAUCAAUUCCCAAAGUGGCUCCCUAUUGACAGGGAAACUUAUCUGGACAGAUUGUCCCUUAGGUAUGAGAAAGAGGGCCAACCUUCUCAUCUAUCACCCGUUGAUAUAUUUGUAAGUACAGUUGAUCCACUAAAAGAACCCCCUCUGGUGACUGCAAACACAGUUCUAUCCAUUCUUGCUGUGGAUUACCCAGUUGACAAGUUCUCAUGCUAUGUUUCUGACGAUGGUGCUGCUAUGUUAACAUUUGAAGCACUAUCAGAAACAUCUGAAUUUGCAAGGAAAUGGGUCCCUUUUUGUAAGAAGUUCAACAUUGAGCCUCGAGCACCUGAGUGGUAUUUUUCUGAGAUGUUAGAUUAUCUCAAAGAUAAGGUUCUAGCAUCAUUUGUGAAGGAACGAAGAGCUAUGAAGAGAGAGUAUGAAGAAUUUAAGGUUAGGAUCAAUGCUUUGGUUGCCAAAGCACAGAAGGUUCCAGAAGAAGGGUGGAUGAUGCAAGAUGGGACUGCAUGGCCUGGGAAUAAUGUUCGCAAUCAUCCUGGAAUGAUUCAGGUUUUCCUUGGCCAAAGUGGAGGAGAUGAUACAGAUGCAAAUGAAUUACCACGCCUUGUUUAUGUUUCUAGAGAAAAGAGACCGGGGUUCAAUCACCACAAAAAGGCUGGAGCAAUGAAUGCUUUGGUCAGGGUCUCUGCUGUGCUCACAAAUGCACCUUAUGUGCUGAAUCUGGAUUGCGAUCACUACAUCAAUAACAGCAAGGCUCUUAGAGAGGCCAUGUGUUUCAUUAUGGAUCCACUGAUAGGAAAGAGAGUGUGUUAUGUCCAGUUCCCACAAAGGUUUCAUGGUAUUGACAAGAAUGAUCGAUAUGCCAACCGGAACACAAUAUUCUUUGAUAUUAACAUGAAAGGUUUGGAUGGCAUUCAAGGGCCAAUAUAUGUUGGGACGGGAUGUGUGUUCAGAAGGCAGGCACUUUAUGGACAUGAUGCUCCAAAAACCAAAAGGUCACCAACCAGGGCUUGGAACUGCUGGCCUAAGCGGCGCUGUUGUACUAGAAGUGAAAAAAAGAAGAGUAUUGACAGACCAAAUUCCGAGAUAAAGAAAAAAAAUCUGAAGAAAGGAGAUACAGCACCAGAUUGUGCUUUGGAAGUUACUGAAGGGGGUAUUGAAGGAUCUGAAGUUGAAAAUUUCUGCCUACUGUCCGAUAGUAAGUUGGAAAAGAAGUUUGGGCAAUCUCCUGUGUUUGUUGCAUCUACCCUUGUAGAGGAGGGUGGGACACUGAAAAAUGCUAGUCCUGCUUCUAUACUGAAGGAAGCUAUCCACGUUAUCAGCUGUGGCUAUGAAAAUAAAACUGAAUGGGGGAAAGAGGUUGGUUGGAUCUAUGGUUCUAUUACAGAGGAUAUAUUGACUGGUUUUAAAAUGCACUGCCUUGGAUGGCGAUCCAUAUACUGUAUUCCUGCCAGGCCUGCAUUCAAGGGAUCUGCACCAAUUAAUCUUUCAGAUCGUCUGCACCAAGUCCUCCGAUGGGCCCUCGGAUCAGUUGAAAUAUUGUUGAGUAGGCAUUGUCCUCUUUGGUAUGGAUAUGGAGGGGGUUUGAAGUGGUUAGAGCGUCUUUCUUACAUCAAUGCCACUGUAUAUCCAUUGACUUCUAUUCCUUUGUUGGCCUAUUGUACUCUUCCUGCUGUUUGCUUGCUGACAGGAAAAUUUAUCACUCCCGAGCUCAGCAAUGUUGCUAGCUUGUCGUUUUUGUCACUUUUCAUCUGCAUUUUUGCGACAAGUAUACUAGAAAUGAGAUGGAGUGGGGUUGGCAUUGAUGAGUGGUGGAGAAAUGAGCAAUUUUGGGUAAUUGGGGGGGUUUCAGCGCAGCUGUUUGCUGUGUUCCAAGGGCUCUUAAAGGUUAUUGCUGGUGUGGAUACAAACUUCACUGUGACAUCAAAAGCCGGGGAUGAUGAAGAGUUGUCAGAGCUCUAUGCAUUUAAAUGGACCACACUGCUCAUUCCACCAACAACACUCCUUAUAAUAAACUUGAUAGGAGUGGUGGCUGGAAUCUCCAGUGCCAUAAAUAAUGGUUAUGAUUCAUGGGGGCCUCUGUUUGGCAAGCUCUUCUUUGCUUUCUGGGUAAUUGUUCAUCUCUAUCCUUUCCUAAAGGGCCUAGUGGGCAGACAGAACAGAACUCCCAUAAUCAUUAUUGUCUGGUCUAUUUUGCUGGCUUCCAUUUUCUCCCUGUUGUGGGUUAGAAUCGAUCCAUUUGUGGCCAAGUCAGAUGCCCCAGUUCUGGAGGAAUGCGGAUUGGAUUGUAAUUAGAAUUGGCAUUGAUAAAUGGUGGAGUGUGCAAGCCUGGAUCCAAUGUUUAUAUUGGAUGGCGUGAAUAUCUGUUUCCAACUCCAGUUCAACAAAAAUACCGGAGGGAAAACUUGACAACUGCAAGUUUGUACCAAUGGGCUUUAUAAUUCUUUAUUAGUUUUGUUCAUACAAAAAAGAGUUAGGAUGAAAACAGUUGACCUUUGCGUAGUAUUAUUUUAAUGAGUCUCUCACACUAUUCUAUUCACAAUAAA
Messenger RNA from Mangifera indica (mango), 3725 nucleotides. RefSeq names its product probable cellulose synthase A catalytic subunit 3 [UDP-forming]. Gene Ontology annotation, biological process: cellulose biosynthetic process; plant-type primary cell wall biogenesis. Gene Ontology annotation, molecular function: cellulose synthase (UDP-forming) activity. The record is from RefSeq and is a predicted model, not a curated record. Gene Ontology annotation, cellular component: trans-Golgi network; plasma membrane. Lineage: Eukaryota; Viridiplantae; Streptophyta; Magnoliopsida; Sapindales; Anacardiaceae. The coding region runs from base 223 to 3474 and encodes 1083 amino acids. The transcript has 13 exons.